UUUCACACUCACCCAUUGAAUUAGGUAUAGCUACAUGCAAGCAUCUUGCAGCACUGCAACGCCGAAAAUCCGGUCUCGACCUUGCAGAAUCCAUUCGUUGGGCUCCAAAGUCGACAAUAUUUCCAUGCAAGGUUAGACCGUUAUUGCAACCUGAAAAUAAGCUCUGGAGAAUAUCACGCCUAUCCGAAAUUUCUCAUCUUUGACUUUGAUUAGAAUAUCAAGAUGUUUCCUUAAAUAUCAGUGAGAGACUAGCGGAGCGCAGCCGGAUCUACCUUCUUACACCCAAAAUGCCCUAUUUCAGCAGUAAUGCCAAGCAGUUUAUAGGCGAACUUACAACAUACCUCGAACAGGAUCCUGCUAAUGAUGGCCAUCAUCUAAGCGAAGUAGUUGGCCUUGUAGAUGGUUUCAUCAAGCAGGAGGAUCUUGAGUCUGCUGAAAAUGCUAUUCAGCUUCUCGGAACCGCUGUAGGGACGCAACGAGCAUGGCAGAAACCGUAUCGGUCGUCCGGCAUUCUGGACUACAUUUUGCAACAACUCAAUCCCGCAUCUACAGCUACAGCGUUAGCAAAACAAUAUCUAAGGGUGGUUGGUAAUUCUGUUGCUGAUAAUGAUGAGAUCAGAGAGCUAGUAUUGUCCAAGUUCGACGCUCUUGUCGGCUUUCUGGGCCAACCGCCGCUGACCGUGACUGCUCUUGCAGUACUUUUGAAUCUUUGCAACGAGUAUGAUGCGGCGCAAACUCAGGCUGCUACAGUCAGACUCGACAGCAUCGUCGCGAAACUGCUGGCAUUAGGCAAAAUUCCAGAAGAGGCUACAGAUUAUGCCACUGAUCUAAUCGGGUGGACUACAGAGAAGCUCACGACCACGCAAGUUGAAGAUGAUGUGUCCGUGGAAACUUUCGAAGACCUUCUGAAGGUCACGCUUCAGUACGACGAGGACAACUAUCACGAUCAAGUCGCUGUUCUGGCGCAUUAUCUCCAAUUUCCGACAUUUCACCAAAAGCUUACCAAACCUGGUACGAUCAACCAAUUGGUUGAGUUACUGUUUGACUACGAAGGGCGACUUGAGCCCGAUGAGAUAUCGGAUGUUUUUCAAAGCCUAAGCGUGCACACCGAUCCCGAAGAAGAGUCUGACCGUGAAGCUGAGGUUGUUCUGAUGGUACAGUUGGUGAACUCAUUAUCUGCAAUAUCAGCGUCGGAUUCGUUUGUCAGCAAUUUCAGUGUCCAAAGCCCAAUGCUCCGCAGGCUAAGCACCCAAUUACGUCGGUCACCAGCAUUGCCUUCGGCAGUGUGCGCCUGUGUCAUGCUUGGAAACCUCGCUACGUCCGACGCAACCUGCAUAUCGAUGGUCAAAGACGAGGAAUUGCACGUUCCCCUGCUUGAACUGCUCGACUCCCCAGAACCGCCUGCGCUGACUUAUGCAGCCGCUGGCUUCGUACGGCAUUUAGCCUACCCGGAACUGAAUCGGGCAGUACUUGCAGAAGUUGGCUUUAUUGAGACCUGCUGCCGUCUUCUUGUCAUCGCGGACCCAUCCACUCGGGGCGAGGCGGCUGCGAUUCUGGGAAAGCUUGUCUCUAACAAUGUGGAAAACAUCACAAAAGUAGUGACCAUGGCUCUUCCUGAGGACAUCGUCCCGGCAAAGGUUGGUGAUGUGGAAGUUCCAUCGCCAACGACAAUUCUAUACCACGUCGCCAGUCAAGCUCUUGUCCCCUCAGGACCAGUUCCCAGUACAUCAAUGAAGAAUGCGAUGAUCGAGAUCGGACGGACUAUUGUGGCCAUAUUAAGAUUUCUCAGGCAGAAUCAGACCUCAAACGACAACCUUGAGGCAAUCACAAGUCAAGUAUUCCAAACACCGCUUCUGGCACGACCAGUAGCAAGACUCGUUCGUCAACGAUUUUUCGCAGAAGCUCGGUCCGAGGGACUUCUGGGCCUAGGGCUUUUGGCGCAGACCGAAGAUGGUGCCCGCCUUGUGAUAGAAGAGUUCAAUGCCGACGAAGGGCUCUUCGAUGCUCUCAAGGAAUUCGUUCUGGAAGGAAAGGGUGAGGGUAGUCAGGCAGAAGGCUUGAGAAGGGAUCAUCAGAAUGCACUUGUGCUUCUGCAUGGACUUACGAACAAUGGAGGAGAACUGGUGGAAAUCUCUUGGAAAGAUAAAAUAGGCUCUCUUCAGGGCGAGCUAGCUAGCAAGAUCGAAACUCCAUAGUCUUAGAUUUUAGUCGGUACCUGGUAUAUCGAUAACCAGACAGGAAUUACCAAAAGUUAUUGUUAUGAAC
Messenger RNA from Aaosphaeria arxii CBS 175.79, 2265 nucleotides. RefSeq names its product ARM repeat-containing protein. The transcript is spliced from 5 exons. Bases 288 to 2195 code for a protein of 635 amino acids. Gene Ontology annotation, biological process: positive regulation of GTPase activity. Gene Ontology annotation, cellular component: cytosol. Lineage: Eukaryota; Fungi; Ascomycota; Dothideomycetes; Pleosporales. The record is from RefSeq and is a predicted model, not a curated record. Gene Ontology annotation, molecular function: guanyl-nucleotide exchange factor activity.